UGUUGAGAAGGGUCAAGUGACCCUUGUGGGCCUUAAUUGGCUCCGCCGACAAUGAGUAAUCGUUUGCAUAAAUAGUUUGGUUUUGUAUGUCACCAAGGCACAAAACCCUUCUUGGCACAAAACUGUUCUUGGUGCCGGACGUACCCUUAGUAAAUAGUUUAAAUCUAUAAACACACCUUAAACAGUUUCAACUUCCUCACCACCCCAGCUCAUCUCUCUCUCUCUCUCUCUCUCUCUCUCUCUCUCUCUCUCUCUCUCUCUCUCGCUUGCUAAGACAAAUUAAAACUCCCCCAAUUACGUUGUAGCUUCCAGAUCAAUGGCAAAGUCAUCAUGCAGCCUCAUUCUUAUUCUCUCAUGUGUACUUGUGUUUGCCUUCAUGAACAACUCAUCAGCCGUAGCGUCCAGUGGUAUUAAUAAUUACCGUGUGGUCAACUUAGGAGCCAAACCAGAUGGCAAGACUGACUCAACCAAAGCCUUCCUUUCUGCAUGGGACAAAGCUUGUGCCUCCGUGAAGCCAGCUGUCGUUCACGUCCCGCGCGGGACGUUCUUGCUAGGCAAUGCCAUCUUCAGAGGGCCAUGCAACAACAAGGCCACCACCUUUCGCAUCUCCGAAGGCACCCUCGUUGCCCCAUCCGAUUACCGGGUCCUUGGAAAUGCUGGUAACUGGCUUUCGUUUCAGGAUGUGCACGGCCUCAACAUAUCUAGCUCGAACGGAAUUCUUGAUGGCCAAGGCACUGGUUUGUGGGAUUGCAAGGCCUCACCAGGCAAGAGUAAUUGCCCUACCGGAGCAAUCUCACUGGGUUUCGUCAACUCGAGCAACAUUGUGGUGAGUGGAUUGCUAUCCCGAAACAGCCAAUUGGUCCACAUAAUCAUCAGAGGUUGUCACAAUGUGAAUAUGCAUGGAAUUAGGGUUUCUGCCUCUGAAAAAAGCCCCAACACCGAUGGCAUCCACAUUCAAAUGUCAUCAGACAUCACCAUUUUGAACUCUGAUUUUUCAACCGGUGAUGAUUGUGUCUCAAUUGGCCCUGGCACCGUUAACUUGUGGAUCGAAAAGGUUACUUGUGGACCCGGCCAUGGAAUUAGCGUUGGAAGUCUAGGGUGGGAGAUGCAAGAGCCUGGUGUGCAAAAUGUAACAGUUAAAACUGCUACAUUUAAGAAUACCUUGAAUGGUGUCAGGAUUAAGUCUUGGAGUAGGCCUAGCACUGGAUUUGCUAGGCACAUUCUCUUCCAACACGCCGUAAUGGUCGAUGUCAAAAAUCCCAUCAUUAUUGAUCAAAACUACUGCCCUAACAACAAAGACUGCCCUCGUCAGGUUUCUGGAAUCGAAAUUACCGACGUGACGUACCAAGACAUCCAGGGUACAUCAGCAACUGAAGUUGCAGUGAAUUUCGAUUGUAGUUCCAAGAAUCCUUGUACGGGGAUUAGAUUGGAGGAUGUGAAGCUGACUUACCAGAACCAACCAUCUGAAGCUUCAUGUAGCCAUGCAGAUGGAACAGCUGCAGGUAUAGUUCAGCCUACAAGUUGUUUGUAGAGGAAUUGCGAUGGAAUGUAUCGCGUGAAGUAGGAAAUAUAAACCUUUGUCAUCUUAUAGGACCAAAAGAAUCAUAGUUAUACACAUUACUUAAGUUAUAAAAACAAUUUUAGGUCAACAAAUGAAGUAGAAUAAAAUCAUUUAUGUUAUCUCUGUUAAAUUUUAGAUUGUUUCCAACUAUAGCAAUUGCUUGUAUUGAAAGCCAUCCUUACCUUCUCAUAUUGUGCUAAGCUGACGUAUUUGAAUUAAAGGUGAUUAAUGACCA
Prunus persica (peach) is the source of this 1796-nucleotide messenger RNA. RefSeq names its product polygalacturonase-like. The record is from RefSeq and is a predicted model, not a curated record. The coding region runs from base 317 to 1531 and encodes 404 amino acids. Gene Ontology annotation, biological process: carbohydrate metabolic process. The transcript is spliced from 4 exons. Gene Ontology annotation, molecular function: polygalacturonase activity. NCBI's taxonomy places the organism in Eukaryota, Viridiplantae, Streptophyta, Magnoliopsida, Rosales, Rosaceae.